Molecule: messenger RNA, 1601 nt
Organism: Anopheles coustani
Lineage: Eukaryota; Metazoa; Arthropoda; Insecta; Diptera; Culicidae
Gene: Fntb
Product: protein farnesyltransferase subunit beta
Exons: 3
Coding region: 97-1473 (458 amino acids)
Biological process (GO): protein farnesylation
Cellular component (GO): protein farnesyltransferase complex
Molecular function (GO): protein farnesyltransferase activity
Source: RefSeq, a predicted model, not a curated record
GCAAAAUAAAAAAGUACCUAUCGUGUUACUUGCGGAACUAUUUGUUUUUCUGCAAAAUUAAACAGAAAGUUGAAUUACCGUAGGUCCAGCAUUCCGAUGAUGAGUGUCGAAGAAAGCCCACGCAAUUUGCAGCAAUACAAACGCUUCAAGACAAACGAUGAAGGCCGCAAAACAUCCACAUCGAUCGAGCAGAUAAAGACCGAAGCAGCCAUCGAACGGUUCUACGAUCGGUUCGAACAGUUGUCGGCGUUGGACCAAACCCUUCCGAAGCUGCAUAGAGCGGAUCACGCUCGCUAUCUGCAGACAUCGCUCGAGCAGCUUUCAACGGCCUACGAGUGUCUCGACAGUAGUCGGCCGUGGCUCGUCUACUGGAUUCUAAAUGCCGCCAGUGUGCUCAAUCUGCGGUUCAACGACGACCUGCUGGAUAGGGUCGUCGAUUUUCUUGGCCGAUGCCGUGGAAAAGACGGUGGCUUUGGCGGUGGUCCCGGCCAAGAUCCACACCUGGCGACAACGUACGCGGCCGUUAACGCACUGUGCAUCAUUGGCACAGAGAAGGCACUGAAUACGAUAAAACGAGAAACGUUGAAAAAGUUUCUAUGGGCUGUGCGCGAAGGGAACGGCGCCUUUCGGAUGCAUGUUGGUGGCGAGCUGGACGUGCGUGGUGCAUACUGUGCGAUAUCUUCGGCAAAGUUAGCGUCCUUUGCGCCGGAAGAUGAAAUAAAGCUCUUCGAAGGAACCGCUGCAUGGGUAGCUGAAUGCCAAACGUAUGAAGGUGGUUUCGGUGGAGCACCGGGACUGGAGGCGCACGGUGGAUAUUCGUUCUGCGCAGCGGCCGCAAUCAUGAUUUUGGGUGGCGAGGACCGUUGCGAUCUGAAUGCCUUAUUGCGUUGGACGGUAAAUCGUCAGAUGGCCUAUGAAGGAGGUUUCCAGGGCCGUACGAACAAACUUGUAGACGGAUGCUACUCCUUCUGGCAAGGAGCGUUGGUACCGAUAGUACAGAGUCUUAUCGCCAGGAAAGAACAGCAGCAGCACGUCAAAACCGUAAGCCUUUUCAAUCGGAUGGCAUUGCAGGAGUACGUACUUAUUUGUUGCCAAAAGCCAACGGGUGGACUUAUCGACAAACCAGGAAAACCGGCGGAUUUGUACCAUACUUGCUAUGCAAUGAGCGGGCUUGCCGUUGCCCAACACUGCGAUACGGUGCCGCUGGUACUGGGUGAUGAACGGAACGAAGUGCUGCCAACGCAUCCCGUGCACAAUAUUCCUCCUAGAGCUGCCCUGGACGCCUACCGCUACUUUGUGGAGCUGGAUGUUCCGGAAUCAGCCGCCGAAGAAUGUAAUGGAAAACCAACCGCAGCUGGAACACCGAUGGAUACCUCCGACCGAGAAAACGGUUCCGAUCGCCAGUCAUCAUCGAAUAUGUCGGAAGAUGGCAGCAGUAAUAGCAACUACACGAGCAGUCGAACUUCGGAGUAAUUCAUGUCGGUUAAUGUAUGUAAUAUUCUAUCAAACCCAUUGUGGGGUAUUGGCUGAGGCUUUAACGCAGCUGUUUCUUCAGUUUUGUGAUUGCUCUUUUUUUAAAUAAAACUCGCAUAAAGAACAUC